CUAGCAGGUAGCUGCUACCCAGGAGCGAUGGCGUCUGCGGCGAUGGAUACCACGUAAAUAAACAACAACACACACGGUACGGUCGGUGUAUGUUCGUGUGUCAUUAGCGGUACAUUGUGGAAGCAGAAUUAAGAAAAAUAGAAGAGUGUUAUGGCGACCGGGAGCGGCGGCAGCAUCAGCGGCGGCUUGGCGUCAAACCAUGACGGUCAGGAGGCAGCAUCCAAUUCGGCUCAGUCUGGAGCCGCAGCAGCGAUCUCCAGCGUGCCAGCCUCCGGUCCUGCACCGUCAGCCUCCCCGCCUGUCCUCGGCCUUCACCGGGAGCCAAUGUACAACUGGCAGGCGACGAAGAGCUCCCUGAAGGAGCGCUUCGCCUUCCUCUUCAACAACGAACUGCUCAGCGACGUCAGGUUCAUAGUGGGGAAAGGCAGGCAGGCCCAGAGGAUACCAGCCCAUAAAUUCGUCCUGGCCGCUGGCAGUGCCGUUUUUGAUGCUAUGUUCAACGGAGGAAUGGCCACCACUUCGGCUGAAAUAGAGCUGCCUGAUGUGGAGCCGGCUGCCUUUCUCGCCCUGCUCAGGUUCCUGUAUUCUGACGAGAUCCACAUUGGUCCAGAGACUGUGAUGACGACUCUGUAUACGGCUAAGAAGUAUGCUGUCCCUGCUCUGGAAGGUCACUGUGUGGAGUUCCUCACCAAGCACCUCAGAGCCGACAAUGCAUUCAUGCUGCUUACUCAGGCGAGGUUAUUUGAUGAGCCUCAACUUGCCAGUCUCUGCUUAGACACCAUAGAUAAAAGCACUGCAGACGCAAUAAACGCAGAGGGCUUCACAGAUAUUGACCUCGACACCUUAUGUGCAGUGCUAGAAAGAGACACGCUCAGCAUCAGGGAGAACCGUCUGUUUGGGGCGGUGGUACGCUGGGCAGAGGCCGAGUGUUACAGACAACAGCUUCCCCUGACCUCAGAGAACAAGCAGAAGGUUCUGGGGAAAGCCCUCCCGCUCAUCCGCUUUCCACUCAUGACUGUUGAGGAGUUUGCUGCAGGGCCUGCCCAGUCUGGAAUAUUGUUCGAUCGGGAGGUGGUAAAUCUGUUUUUACACUUUACAGUAAACCCCAAACCACGGGUCGACUACAUUGACAGGCCCCGCUGCUGUCUCAGGGGGGAGGAGUGCAGCAUUAAUAGAUUCCAGCAGGUUGAGAGUCGAUGGGGGUACAGUGGUACCAGCGACAGAAUCAGAUUCAAUGUCAACAAAAGAAUAUCCAUAGUGGGUUUUGGCUUGUAUGGUUCAAUACAUGGACCCACUGACUAUCAGGUCAACAUACAGAUCAUAGAGAGUGACAAACGCAUUACACUGGGCCAGAACGACACAGGCUUCAGCUGUGACGGCACAGCAAACACAUUCAGAGUGAUGUUCAAAGAGCCUGUGGAAAUCCUGCCCAAUGUCAGCUACACUGCAUGCGCCACCUUAAAGGGCUCAGACUCACAUUAUGGCACAAAGGGGUUGAAGAAAGUGACCCAGGAAUCAGCAACGGGGACCAAGACAACGUUUUUGUUUUUCAGCUCACCUGGAAAUAACAAUGGUACAUCUGUGGAGGAUGGACAGAUCCCAGAGAUCAUCUACUACACCUAGACUUAACACAGUGUCAUGCAGGUACACUGAACCAGCAAGACCUCAGACUGCUGGGAAGACUGGAUUGCAAGAGAUAUACGUAGUGCCUCAUGAUCCCUUGGAAUCAAGAGAGUGUGUAUGUGUGUGUGUGUGUGUGUG
Messenger RNA from Seriola dumerili (greater amberjack), 1761 nucleotides. RefSeq names its product BTB domain containing 1 (gene btbd1). Gene Ontology annotation, cellular component: P-body; cytosol. The transcript has 8 exons. Lineage: Eukaryota; Metazoa; Chordata; Actinopteri; Carangiformes; Carangidae. Gene Ontology annotation, biological process: neurogenesis. Bases 151 to 1623 code for a protein of 490 amino acids. The record is from RefSeq and is a predicted model, not a curated record. Gene Ontology annotation, molecular function: protein binding.